This is a messenger RNA of Nannospalax galili (Upper Galilee mountains blind mole rat), 2633 nucleotides long. RefSeq names its product translin associated factor X interacting protein 1 (gene Tsnaxip1). The coding region runs from base 469 to 2574 and encodes 701 amino acids. NCBI's taxonomy places the organism in Eukaryota, Metazoa, Chordata, Mammalia, Rodentia, Spalacidae. The transcript is spliced from 16 exons. The record is from RefSeq and is a predicted model, not a curated record. Gene Ontology annotation, cellular component: cytoplasm.
GCCUCAUCAGAUUUUGGACUCCAUAUCCCGCAAUGCAGAGCUCUCUAGAGGCGUGCCAACUAGGGAUCGCAUGGACCUUCCGGAGAUGUAGUACAGCCCUGCUCAGCCAUAAGCCUGUCGAACGGAAACUCCGGGACACCGAAAACUACAAUUCCCGCCGGCCAAGCGACCCGACCUCUAAGCGCGCCUCCAUUCUCCAUAGCUUCCGUUUAUCCUCCUGCCACAGUUCUCCCGGUAAUAUCAAACUUGCUGCACUGAAUAGAUCUCAGAGAACCCUAUGCCCGGGUCCGACUCCAACUUUACUACUUAACUUUUCUCCAGAGGGCUGGCGGGGGACUUGGGGGCGUGGCCCCGCUAUGGCCCCGCCCUCACCGCUGAGGCCGUUGGGGAUUGGUCCCCAUGGCAACGGACUGUACACAACCGCAGCUUCCCAAGUGGCUGUGUUAGCCUUCCUCCUGCUCCAGGGUUAUGACCACCCCGCAAUCGCGUAACUACAGCGCCUCCAAAUCGAGAACACAUACACAAUCUUCAGAAGCCAAAAUCAUCGAGAAAUGCAAGCUUGCCCAGAAACGAAGGACAUUGCCCUUGCAGUUUUCCAUGGGUGGCCACCUGUCCCCAUGGCCCACAUACACCAGUGGCCAGAUGAUUCUACAUAAUCGAAAGCCCUGUACAGAUGACUGCCGGAAGAGAACCAAUAGCUGGCAGCAGCAACCCCUGGGCGCUUCCAAGCCCAGGUACCUGGAGCAACUAGAAAACUAUCUACGAAAGGAGCUCCUCCUGCUGGACCUGAGCAUGGAUUCUGCACAAGAGCUAAGGCUGCAGCCUUACAGGGAGACCUUUGAGUUCUUCAUAGAGGAUUUCAAGACUUAUAAGCCACUGUUAUCCUCCAUCAAGAAUGCAUAUGAGGUGAUGCUGGCCCACCAAAGGGAGAAAAUUCGGUCCCUGGAACCCCUGAAGGCUAAGAUCGUCACUAUGAGUGAAGACUGCAAUGAAAGGAUCCUGGCCAUGAGGGCUGAAGAGAGAUACGAAAUCUCUGCGCUCAAGAAAGAGAAGAUGAAUUUGCUAAAACUCAUUGACAAAAAGAAUGAGGAAAAGGUUUCACUGCAGAGUGAGGUGUCUGAACUGAGGAAGAAAUUGGCUGAGGAGUACUUGUGCUACCUUACUGAACGAGAUGCCCGCAAGAUCCUCAUUGGGGACCUAAAUGAGCUGCGGUACCAGCGCGAGGACAUGUCACUAGCCCAGUCUGCAGGUGUUUGGGGGGAGGACCCUGUGAAGCUAACACUGGCUCUGAAGAUGACGCAGCAGGACCUGACCCGCACGCAGAUGGAGCUGAACACCAUGAAAGCCAACUUUGGAGAUGUGGUACCCAGGAGAGACUUUGAGAUGCAGGAGAAGAUCAACAUGGAACUUCAGGAGCAGCUAGACAGCCUGAGGGCAGACUAUGAAGAGGUCUGCAAGGAACACGAGUUACUGCUGCAGCUGCACAUGAGCACUCUGAAGGAGAGGGACCAGUAUUAUUCUGAGCUGCAGGAGAUCCAGCGUAACUCCACCCCACGGCCUGACUGGACCAAAUGCGAAAGUAUUGUGGCAGGGGGCCCAGAACGCUGGCAACUGCUGGCUGAGAGCAAGAACAGUGACCAGCUGGUGGAGGUGCUCCUGGAGGAGAUUGGUGCCGGUCUGCUUCGGGAGAAAGAAUUCUUCCCUGGCCUGGGAUAUGGAGACACUGUACCCCCUUUCCUGCGAUUUGAUGGCCCUGUGGAAAACAAGAAGCCGAGCAAGAAGGAAGUGGUAAAUCUCCUCAAGGAUGCCUGGAAGGAACGUCUUGCAGAGGAGCAGAAAGAGUUAUUCGCAGAUUUCUUCUUUAAUUUCCUGGAGCGUCGCUUUGGGAUCAGUGAUGCCAUGCCCUGGGCUUACACCAUUUUUGAAAAUAUCAAGCUCUUCCGCUCCAAUGAGAUCAUGAAUCAGUUCUAUGCAGUCUUGAUGGGAAAGAUGACAGAGAGUGUAUACAUCAACCAAAAGGAGACACUAACCCAUCUGUUGAAGGCGAUGACAAAUGCUGAUAGUAAGAAUGAAGGGUUAAUAACCAUGGAACAAUUGAGCACUAUCCUCAAGAGCACCUUUCCUCUCAAGAGGGAAGACCAAAUUGAGGAGCUGAUGGAGGCAGGGGGCUGGGAUCCUGACAGCAACAGUGUGGAAGUGCUCAACUACCACUUACUGUUUACUGAGGACGAGGAGGGCCAAAGUGAGCCCUUUGUGCAAAAGCUGUGGGAACAGUAUGAGAGUGAAAAGGAAGCAUACUUACAAGAGCUGAAGCAGGAUCUGGGUGUGGAUCUCAAUGAUGAGGUGACACUAUUGAAGCUGCGUGGGGCCCUGAUGAACAUCGAUCCCAGUCUGGACAAGCAGACUUUGAGUGCCUACCUGAGCCAGGCUUUUCAGCUCCCUGUGUCAGAACUGCCAUUGGAGGAUGACGCAAAACAGGAGGAAAUUGUGAUCAAGUUCCAGACUGCGCUUGACUGGCUUCAGAUGGCAGAUAUCAAGCGUGUAGGACCUCGAGAGCUAGAACCAGCAAGCUAGAGCUCUGUGGGCAGCCUCAAUACUCUAAUGCUGUUAAAUGAAUUUUUAGUAUAAAACUC